AUGAAUCGCAACCCGUUCAGCCCCGUCCGGCGGCUGCAGCCUCUACUCAAUUUCCUCAAGCCGAAGACCGCCCCGCACCACGCCGUUCCGGCCACCCCGCCUCACGCUCGCGGCCACAAGCGCAGCCGCACCGAAGGCCUGCCUGCCCGCGCCUGCCGCACUCCGCCGCACCGCGUCGCCCUGCAGCACCUCGACACCUCGCGCGACGCGAUCGUGAUCACCGCGCUCGCCGCUUUCCCGUUCUGCUGCCACGAGGACCUGGUCACGAUGGCCCGCGCGCAACUCGUCGACGUCGCGCUCGCGCUCAACGCGAGCUUGCCUGGCCCCAUGCAAAUCGAUGUGAACCCGGCGCGGGGUGAAGGCGCCAUCCGGCGGGCGAUCGAGGUGGUCGUCGGGCUGAGGGAGAAGGAAGCUCUUCCAGAACGAGCUAGGGAACGCGGGGCGGGCAAGGGCGGCGUUCGUGGGCCGCCGAUAGCGGCGAGGAGCGUCAAGCAUGGGCACGGGCGAACGCAAUCGCUGGAUGUGGAGGCUCUGGCGCGUAUCGAAUCGCAAGGCUUGAAGAUAAGGCCGCCACGCACGCCGCAGAGCGCGGAGUCUCCGCCCGACAGGAAGCGCAAGCGGACGCGCGUAGGAGGAGCCCAGACGGGCUUGGCAAUAUACACCGCGGCGAGCGGACCGGGAGACAGCGCGCGGCUACACAUCCUUGCGGAAGCGGAGGAAGACGCGGACAUGGACGACGGCGGGGAAGGGACCGGUAUUUGGGAUCUUGGAGAGGUCAGGCCGGUGAAGAGGCAGCGGAGCGAGGGUGAGCGGCAGUGGGAGAGAGUGCGGGAGGGCGAGACGACGCCGACGCCAGCGCCGCGUCAGGCGCGACCUCGCAAAGACGCGCUCCGAAGCGGCGCCCACCGCCGCACGAUGUCGCAGCCCAUCUUCGUUGCGUCUGUUGCAGGCGACGCCAAGCUCUCGCUGGAGGCCCUGAAGACCGGGGCAGAUCGCACGUUCGUAGGAUCGGCGAUGGGUAGUCGGAUUCGGCCCAAAUCGCGUAUGGGACUGACGUCGACCCCGAAGAUGGGACACGCUCGGUCGUCGUCCGUCCACGUCAAGAAGAAGUCCGUGCCGGCGACGUAUGGGCUACACGCCCGCGAGCCUGCAACGUGGCGGGCCCAGCGGUCCCCUUGGAGGAUGGGCAGUUCCAGUCCUGGGCAACAGGCGGACGAGGCCGCCCCCUACCCAAGCGACGAUUCAGACAUCUUCGAGCGCGGCAGGGAGCUAGCGUUGUUGGCCGCAGAGGCGCAACGUCUGUUGGCUGGCCUGGAAGAAAUGAGAAUGUCAACUGCGAUGGAUCAGGGCGGAGCGCGUUCGCGUUCUGACUCGGACGCGAGCAUGUCGUAG
Molecule: messenger RNA, 1392 nt
Organism: Punctularia strigosozonata HHB-11173 SS5
Lineage: Eukaryota; Fungi; Basidiomycota; Agaricomycetes; Corticiales; Punctulariaceae
Exons: 1
Coding region: 1-1392 (463 amino acids)
Source: RefSeq, a predicted model, not a curated record